This is a messenger RNA of Culex pipiens pallens (northern house mosquito), 1928 nucleotides long. RefSeq names its product maltase 2-like. Gene Ontology annotation, biological process: carbohydrate metabolic process. The transcript has 3 exons. The coding region runs from base 53 to 1870 and encodes 605 amino acids. The record is from RefSeq and is a predicted model, not a curated record. NCBI's taxonomy places the organism in Eukaryota, Metazoa, Arthropoda, Insecta, Diptera, Culicidae.
GUUCGGCUUGUAGUCUUGUCGUUCUAAUCCGCGCGGUGUCCUCUGGGUGGUGAUGAAGCGUGUCCAAGUGUUGUUCUGGCUAGGCCUGCUGGUGGCGGUGGUCAGUGCCAAGACUACCGGCCGAGAAGAGGAUGGUCACGACCAUGACCUGCCUGAGCUGGACUGGUGGGAGGGUGGAGUGUUCUACCAGAUUUAUCCCCGGUCCUUCAAGGACUCAAACGGGGACGGUACCGGAGACAUCAAGGGAAUCCUGGAGAAGCUGGACCACCUGGUGGACUUAGGCGUCACGGGAGUGUGGUUUAGUCCGCUGUUCAAAUCCCCGAUGAAGGACUUUGGAUACGACAUUUCCGACUUUCUCGACGUCGAUCCAACGUUCGGCACGAUGAAGGAUUUGGAAGAUCUGCUGGCGAAGGCGAAGCAGCUGGGAAUCAAGGUGAUCCUAGACUUUGUGCCGAACCACACCAGCGACGAGCACGAGUGGUUCGUCAAGUCCAAGAGUGGAGAUCCAGAAUUUCGGGACUUUUAUGUGUGGAAAGACGGCAAAGCUGGCGGAUUGCCACCUAACAAUUGGCAAUCGGUGUUCCAUACGGAGGCGUGGACCAAGCCGGAAGGUAGCACCCAAUUCUAUCUGCAUCAAUUCGAUAAAGGCCAGCCCGAUCUGAACUACGAAAAUCCCAAGGUAAAGGAGGAAAUGAAGAAGAUGAUCGAGUUCUGGUUUUCAAAGGGUGUUGACGGAUUUCGUAUUGAUGCGAUCAACCACGCGUACGAGGAUGAGCGAUUCUUGGACGAGCCGCUGAUUGAUGAGAAUCGUGAGUUGUUCUACGAGAAUAUGGAUCACAAAUAUACCAUGAAUCAGGACAAAUCGUACUCGCUGAUCUACGACUGGCGUGAGCUGUUCGACAAGUGGUCCGUUGAGACGAAGCAGACCAAGCUGAUGAUGACGGAGGCUUACGCCAACCUGGAGCAGACCAUGCGAUGGUAUGGGGAUGGUACGCGCAAGGGAUCGCACUUCCCGUUCAACUUUGCCAUGAUCAACCGCGUUACGAACAGUUCGGGAGCUGCCCAGCUAAAGGAGGUGAUCGACGAGUGGCUCGACACCAUGCCAAAGGGAGCCAACGCUAACUGGGUGCUGGGAAACCACGAUCGUCCUCGUAUUGCGUCUCGCUUUGGACGUGAACGUGCUGCCAGCUUCGCAGUUCUAGAGCUAACACUGCCGGGAAUCGCAGUUGUUUACUAUGGUGAGGAGAUCGGCAUGGAGGACUACCGAGACAUUUCGUUCGAAGAUACGCAGGAUCCUCAGGCUGCCAACACGAACAAGGAGAUCUACCAGCUGUACUCUCGCGAUCCGGUGAGGACACCCUUCCAGUGGGAUAGCUCAGCUUACGCUGGAUUCACCGCGGCAACCACUGUGAAGACUUGGCUUCCAGUGCACUCAAACUUCAAGGAGCUGAACCUGGCUGCCCAGAAAACCGCUCCCAAGAGUAUCUUCAAGCUGUACCAGCAGCUGAUCAAGCUGCGCAGCGAUCACACCUUCAUGUACGGCGACUUUGAGUCGAAGGCUCUGAUCAACAACGUGUUCGGGUACACACGGAAGCUGGCGGAACACAAGACGUACGCCGUGGUCGUCAACAUGAACUCGGCCGAUGUGCAGCUGAACAUGAAGAACCUGGAGAAGGACACCCAGAAGCUGAAGGUCGUGGUCAGCACGCCGGAAUCCAAGUUUGAGGAGAACCAGGAGAUUACCGACGUGGAGAACAUGGUUCUGGAGAGUUUCGAUGCGGUCGUGUUCGAGGUAGUCACGGCUGGCAGCUCGGCACUUGUUGGAUCGGUGCUUUUGCUGCUGGGAGCCGUGUUGCGAGCAUUGAUGUAGGUGGCUUUGUGUUAUUUAUUUUGAAGAAGAUGUAGAGUAAAACUAUUUUUUAAGUUAG